GGGGUUUUCUUCUUCUUCUUCUUUUUUUUAAAGAGAAAAAUCUCCCAAAGACGGAGCUGACCCAGGAAGACGUACAAGGACCCCCCCACUUCAGAUCCGCAAUCAUGAUGUCAAUGAACAGCAAGCAGCCUUUCAGUAUGCACCCGAUCCUCCACGAGCCCAAGUACAAUCCUCUGCACUCCAGCUCGGAGGCGAUCCGCCGGGCCUGUCUGCCCAAUCCAUCGCUUCAGGGCAACAUCUUCGCCGGCUUCGAUGAGACUCUGCUGCAGAGAGCCGAGGCUCUGGCCGCGGUGGACAUCGUGGCCCAGAAGAGCCACCCGUUCAAACCGGACGCGACGUACCACACCAUGACCACCAUGACCAGCAUGGCCUGCACUCCUAACUCCUCCUCCGCGCACCUGCACCACCCGUCCGUGCUCACCUCCCACCACCACCCGGCGCACCACCAGUCGGCUCAGGGCCUGGACGGCGACCUGCUGGACCACCUCACGCCGGGCAUCUCCCUGGGAGGCAUGACGGGCUCGGACGUCUGCUCCUCGGCCUCGCACACACACGCCGCCCAUAUGUCGGCCAUCAACCACAUGCAGCACCACCACCACCACCAUCAGCAGUCCAUGAACAUGCACCAGCACGCGCUGUCCCACAGCUCCCUGGGGGGCGGCGGCCUGGACUCGGAGCCGGACCCGCGGGAGCUGGAGUCGUUCGCCGAGAGGUUCAAACAGAGGCGGAUCAAACUCGGGGUGACGCAGGCGGACGUGGGCUCGGCGCUGGCCAACCUGAAGAUCCCCGGGGUCGGGUGUCUGAGCCAGAGCACCAUCUGCAGGUUCGAGUCCCUGACGCUGUCGCACAACAACAUGGUGGCCCUGAAGCCGAUCCUGGAGGCCUGGCUGGAGGAGGCGGAGCGGGCGCAGAGGGAGAAGAUGUCCAAGCCGGAGAUCUUCAACGGGGGGGACAAGAAGAGGAAACGAACGUCCAUCGCGGCCCCGGAGAAGCGCUCCCUGGAGGCCUACUUCGCGGUGCAGCCGAGGCCCUCGUCAGAGAAGAUCGCCGCGAUCGCAGAGAAACUGGACCUGAAAAAGAACGUGGUCCGGGUUUGGUUUUGCAAUCAGAGGCAAAAGCAGAAACGAAUGAAGUUUUCUGCGACGCACUAAGACCAUCACUGCUGCUGCACACUGUCAGAGAAACAAGGUACACCGUUGGGCCUGCUGAUGGUACCGGACCUGUCCGACUCACAACCAUUCAACAACAUCACACCUUACCGAGUCAUCUGGUCUCUUAGUCUGAAGCAUGAGACGCGUCUGAUGCCUCGGGCUGAACCCUGGACUAAACGUCUUGUUGCGUUCAUCACAGUGUUGCAGGAGGAGAAAGUAUUCAGAGUAACUGGUUUGGACCACUGACCUCCACUGACCUCCACUCAGUAAAACAGGAACCUUUCCUUGUUUUUUCAGCCUCGUGCAGCUUCAUUAACAGCUGGAUUCAACGGUGUACCUUUUUAUUAUAAUGCUGACGGUGGAGACGGAGCACCGGGACCGGGACAAAGACUGAGACCCUGUCCAAAAACUUGAGACUCUCAAAUGUUGAUGCUUCUCCGCAGAGAUCCGCGAGAUCACCAUCAGUUAAAAAAAGAGGAGGAACAACCGUCUCAU
Messenger RNA from Anarrhichthys ocellatus (wolf-eel), 1646 nucleotides. It is a transcript of the gene pou4f4, whose product is annotated as POU class 4 homeobox 4. Gene Ontology annotation, molecular function: RNA polymerase II cis-regulatory region sequence-specific DNA binding; DNA-binding transcription factor activity, RNA polymerase II-specific. Gene Ontology annotation, biological process: regulation of transcription by RNA polymerase II. The transcript has 2 exons. Bases 105 to 1151 code for a protein of 348 amino acids. The record is from RefSeq and is a predicted model, not a curated record. Lineage: Eukaryota; Metazoa; Chordata; Actinopteri; Perciformes; Anarhichadidae.